Drosophila ficusphila is the source of this 1269-nucleotide messenger RNA. RefSeq lists its product as uncharacterized. The coding region runs from base 92 to 577 and encodes 161 amino acids. Lineage: Eukaryota; Metazoa; Arthropoda; Insecta; Diptera; Drosophilidae. The transcript has 3 exons. The record is from RefSeq and is a predicted model, not a curated record.
CAUUUUAAAGUCGGUUUUCGUCUCUAAUACAACAAGCUAGUUCCGCCCCAAAAUUCCAGUUUCAAAAUUAAACAUUUUUUAAAAUUAAAACAUGGAAAACAGCGGCAUGCGGUUACCCGGCAUUUUUUGCCCAGAUGAAAAUGUUGAGCAGUUUUUUAAACUGUACGGAAAUGAUAAUUUAAGCAAUAUGAUAAUGGCCGCUAAUUAUAGUCAUCCGUACAAUUCAAAUAACGUGCAGAAUAAUGCUCAUCAUGCUCAUCCGCCGCCGGGAAUAAUGCAGGUCAACCCAGGCUUUCAAUCCCGAUUUUAUGGGAAUUCACCAGCAAUUGACGAGCGAAACCUUAAAUAUAAUUCACGUUAUGUUGCUAAUGCCUUUCAAAGAUCCAGUCCAACCAUGCAUCGUGGUUAUGGUGACCAUUAUAGUCCCUCUCCGAGUUUCAAGAACUACAAUCCAGAAUAUUCGCCAAGACAGCUGGGAGUCCAACCUCCGAGGGCAAGACAAUAUCACUCUGAGCAGAAUCAACAGUUGCAGUUUAUGUACCCACCUCCACCUGGACCCAGAUUUCCCUGGCUGUAAACCAUACUCGGGCCCCAACUACAAUUAAUGCCAUUAUUAUUUUUUAGUUUCUGUAGGUGAACAGUUUAAGCAUGACGUGAAUUUUCGUUAUUUCAUAACUCGAUAGUGGCUUCCAAAAUUAUGAAUAAGCCAUAACCAAGAUCUUCAAAUCGUUAUUUAAUUCGCUCUGAAUCCUAUAAUAGAACUCGCAAAAGUACUCACAAAUGGGAUAAAUGCGAGAGCAAAAAAAAAAAAAAUAUUUCAACAGUUUAAAAUAAUUUGCACAAAAGUUUUCGCACAAAACAAGGGGCAAACAAGAAAUGAAAAAGCGAAAAAGAGCUGGAAUCGUUUGUAUUUUCUUUCUGUUUGUUUGGGAGCUUUCGACUGCGCCAUUCAAGUUUGUUAAACAUUAAAAUGGAGCUGCAAUAGAAAAACGUUAACUAAACGCGAGCAGACAGCAAACAAAGCAUCCCGCGUUUGGAAAAGAAUAUCUGUGUAUGUGUGUGUGUGUGUGGGGUAAAACCAACACAAACACACUUCAAUCCACACACUGGCAUCGCCUUCCAGGCAUAGUGCAAAAUAAACCAACAGCAAAAAUAAAUAUUAAAAUUUGUGCAAUAAAAUGCCGAGCAAUAAAACUAAAAUAAGCGAGAGAAAAACCAAAAAUAAAAAAAAAAUAAAUGGAAAGUAGAAAAGUUGUAUCCCCACAGCGA